Molecule: messenger RNA, 3806 nt
Organism: Oncorhynchus mykiss (rainbow trout)
Lineage: Eukaryota; Metazoa; Chordata; Actinopteri; Salmoniformes; Salmonidae
Product: noelin
Biological process (GO): signal transduction
Source: RefSeq, a predicted model, not a curated record
GACCCCCGGUGACACCGGGAAGGGCGUCUCGAGCAGCAGGCAAGACGAACCUGGCUUACAUCACCGUUGCGCGUUGCUCGUGCUGCCAUAGAUCGGUAGGCAUCUCCUCCCUCCCUCAGCCUUUUGGAACAGCCUGUGUGUAUUCACUGCACUUAAUCAAGGAGCGCGCGAGGCAGGAGGCGGACGGAGGGCGUGAACUAAAGAGGAACGGAGAACGGGAAAACCACCAGAGCGCGGGACAGCACAGAGAGAGAAAGAGAUACCCAUCCAGAUACAUUUUAUUUUCUCUCUAAACCGCUCCUCAAUCACACUUUCUCCCGGCUUUCGGGACUGUCAGAUUCGACAUCGAGGGUUUAUUAUCAUUAAUCUGAUCCAAACCUGCAAACCUGCAAACCUGCGGGCUUUUUCCAAACUCCGAACCCUUUAGCCUUUCACCAGUGAUGUCCAAGGAACAACCGACCAAACCGGGGCUACGGGUGGUACACCAGAAGGCUAUGGCUUCACUAGGCAACAUGGAUUGCCUUGCUCGUUUCUCGCCGGAUUGUGCUCCAAUAGAAUGAAGCUGGUUUGGGUUAAACGCAGAGUGCAGAGAUGUCGGUGCCGUUGCUGAAGAUCGGCGUUGUGCUGAGCACCAUGGCGAUGAUCACGAACUGGAUGUCGCAGACUCUGCCCUCUCUAGUUGGGCUCAACACCACCAAGCUCACCGCGGAGAGGGCAGGCUACCCGGACAGGAGCACCGGAGUGUUGCCAGCGAACCCAGAGGAGUCAUGGCAGGUGUACAGUUCAGCCCAGGACAGUGAGGGGAGGUGUGUGUGCACUGUGGUGGCACCACAGCAGUCCAUGUGUUCACGAGACGCCCGCACCAAACAGCUGAGGCAGCUACUGGAGAAGGUCCAGAACAUGACCCAGUCCAUCCAGGUGCUGGACCAGCGGACCCAGAGAGACCUGCAGUACGUGGAGAAGAUGGAGGUGCAGCUGAGAGGUCUGGAGACCAAGUUCAGACAGGUGGAGGAGAACCACAAGCAGAACAUCGCCAAGCAAUACAAGGCCAUAAAAUCGAAAAUGGAGGAGAUUAGGCCGUUGAUACCAGUGUUGGAGGAGUACAAAGCCGAUGCCAAAUUGGUAUUGCAGUUUAAGGAGGAGGUCCAGAAUCUGACGUCAGUUCUAAGCGAGCUCCAGGAGGAGAUGGGAGCCUAUGACUACGAGGAACUCCACAACCGAGUGUCAGGUCUUGAGGAGAGACUCCGAGCAUGCAUGCAAAAAUUAGCGUGUGGGAAGUUGACGGGCAUCAGUGAUCCUGUCACCAUCAAGACGUCUGGAUCCCGGUUCGGAUCCUGGAUGACUGACCCUGCGGCACCAGAAGGAGAUACCAGGGUGUGGUACAUGGACGGUUACCACAACAACCGCUUCGUGCGGGAGUACAAGUCCAUGGCGGACUUCAUGACGACGGACAACUUCACGUCUCACCGCCUCCCCCACCCGUGGUCCGGGACGGGUCAGGUGGUCUACAACGGCUCCAUUUACUUCAACAAAUUUCAGAGUCACAUCAUCAUCAAGUUUGACUUCAAGACCUCCGCCAUUAGCAAGUCACGCCAGCUGGACAACGCCGGCUACAACAACAUGUAUCACUAUGCCUGGGGCGGCCACUCCGACAUCGACCUCAUGGUGGACGAGGGUGGGCUCUGGGCUGUCUAUGCCACCAAUCAGAACGCUGGAAACAUCGUCAUCAGCAAGCUCAACCCCAGCACGCUGCAGAUCAUCAAGAGCUGGACCACCAACCACCCCAAGAGGAGCGCUGGCGAAGCCUUCAUGAUCUGUGGUACUCUCUAUGUUACCAACGGUUACUCUGGAGGGACCAAGGUGUACUACGCCUACAGCACUAACUCCUCCACGUACGAGUACAUAGACAUCGCCUUCCAGAACAAGUACUCCCAUAUCUCCAUGCUUGACUACAACCCUCGGGACCGUGCGCUCUACGCAUGGAAUAAUGGACACCAGGUUCUGUACAAUGUCACACUGUUCCAUGUCAUCAGCUCACAGGAAUUGUAACCAUGGAGACAGUACUAUUUACAAUAUACUAUAUAGAGAAUAGAGAGAGAGAUCAUCCUAUAUUUAAAUAUACUGUAUAUCUAGAAGAGAAAGACUUUAUGGAAAGUGCAGCAUAUGUAGUAUGUCAUAUCAUAAGACUGUCUUUAGAGAGAUUACAUCAACCAUGACUGGAACUACAACGUGAAUUAAUGUGCACAUCGAUUGAAAUUAAAAAGAGAACUGUUUACUAAAAAGGAAGGGAACAUGAUACAUCUAGAGUUCAAAACUAUAUAUUGGACUGAAAAUAACAGAUGCCAAAAAAAUAUCACGCCUUUCUUUUUUAAAUAAUGGCUAGUAACCAUCAUGGAAGAUUGUCUCUGCGGCUCUGGGUCUGUCUCUGGAAGUACUGUCAGGAAGUACCUCCCUUGUCUCUCCUGGACUUUACUCUAUGGGGAUCAUUGGGGUCCUAGCAAAGGACUAUGGGAUUGGUUAUAAACUGUUUGCCAACCAGGACCCCCCAUUGGCCCCCGGACAGAGAGAGGGAGAACCUCGCCCUUCGGACAGAUAAGGGGUAAAAUUGGGAGAACUGGGACAUUAUUUGGAGAAUGGUGGGGUGAACCAGCAUAUGGUGUGCAGAAGACCACAGAGCCUACAACCACCGUCUGUCACACACACAAACACAUUCUAUCCCUUUUAUCCCUUCAGUAGCAAAUAAAGAAGUCUGUAAACAAGUUAACAACAACAUCAUCAACAUCCAUGAGAAGACCUGGGCCUGUGUUCACAAAGUGUCUCAGAGUAGGAAUACUGAUUUAGGAUCAGGUUCCCCCUCUUAUUCAUUAUGAUUUAAAGGGCAAAUCGGAUCCGAGAUCAGCACUCCUACCCUAAGACGAUUUUUGAAUACGCUCCCUGAAGGCACUGACUGUUGGGGCACACUGUUGUACUGUACGAGAAGUAGGUCGGUAUUCAAUCAAAGCUGUGUAAGUAGCGCGCUUGACAUUUUAAAGGGAAUUUCCAAUUGAGUCAAAUCAGCAGCAUUUUCAGUGAAUGCAAUCUCUGCAAACGCGGGAACAUUGGCAUUAAAAGCCGUGUUGUCAACUGCGCCACAGCGUGCCUCUUGGAUUGAAUCCCGGCCAAAGACUUUCCUGUUGUUUGUGACUCUGUGUAAAACAGCCUUGAUUUGCAUGAGUGUUUUUUUACCAUUCUGGUCUGCUACCUUCUGAAUGUCUUUUGCUAUAUGAUGCUGUACCUAUAAAAGAGAGGGAUGUGGGGGGGGGGUUGGUUGCAAAAAUGUUUGCUUUUUCACUUGUUUGUUUUUAGAACGUUUAUUUUUCCAGUCGGAGGCUUUUUUUAAUGUUCUUGUAUCACCCCCUUGCUGUUGGCACUGGCUUUGCUUCUCUGUCUAUGUUUAGUUGGACCGUGUGGGAGGAACCUAUCUCAUAUCCAGCUCAUUUCUUUCAGAAGAAUACAAAGCAAUAGAAUAUAUCAAGUAAUGUAUCCUGGAGACCUGGGUUCAGUCCUACGGCUCUUCUCUCUUCAACUGAAUUAUCAUCACCCUAUUCUGUUAACUAAAGUAUGCCUUUUAGUUGAGGGUAAUGCUGUUAAAUGUAUCUCUCCCUCCCACUCAGCUAGCAGAGGAUAAUGCUGUUUAAAUGUUUAAAAAACUUGCAGAGGACAAUGGCUUUUCACUCUUUUUGUGCUUUUGCUGGAUGUGUGUUGUACCUGAGAUGAGAUAGUUAAUGAUUUGUGUCAAUAAACAGAGAAUCUUUGUUCUAAUCUCA